CACGGCGAGUUCAACCACAUAUCAAAUGGGUCACCGGAUUUCACCUCCUCUGCCAUUAACAACACGCUUGCCCCUUCUUCACAAUUCUUCUUGUUUCAUUAACAAUCUCGCCCUACUUUCAUCACCAGUGACACACAAAUCAAUUUGCUCACCACCAACAAGAUCGUUGUUAUCUUACUACAAACGCUCGAGCUAUGGAACUGAGAAGAACACGAGAUUGUGUAGACCCAGGGUUUCUUUCUUUCAGUUAUUUUCGACCAAAAGUGAUGGCUGUGAGAGUCUUAAGAAGGAGCUACUUGAUACUAUAGCCCCACUCGAUCGCGGUGCCGAUGCUAACCCUGAACAACAGGAUCGCGUUGAUCAGAUUGCACGUAAACUUGAAGCCAUCAAUAAGGUAAACCAGCCACUUAAAUCUGACUUGCUGAACGGAAAAUGGGAGCUUCUAUACUCAACAUCUCAAUCAAUCCUGCAAAUGAAGAGGCCUAAAUUCUUACGAGCAAAUGGAAAUAUUUAUCAGGCAAUCAAUGUGGACACUCUUAGAGCACAAAAUAUGGAAACUUGGCCGUUCUUUAACCAGGCUACUGCUAAUCUAGUUCCUCUUAAUGAGAAAAGGGUGGCGGUCAAGUUUGAUGCUUUUAAAGUGCUUGGUCUGAUACCUAUAAGAGCUCGUGGAAGUGGUCGUGGUCAACUGGAGAUAACAUACUUGGAUGAUGAGUUAAGGAUAUCAAGAGGCAAUGAAGGAAAUUUGUUCAUAUUGAGAAUGGUGGAUCCAACAUAUAGAGUCCCUAUUUAGUUUCUUCGCCUACAAGAGCUGCUGGCUUUUCGAAUGGGAGUUUUCUUGCAUCAUCGUUUUGCUCGAUUUUUAAGAUCUGCAUGCAUUCUACCCUUCUACACCUUACGGAUGGAAUAUACUGGUUUUGUAUUCUUUUGUUGGUUAAUGCCAAGAUUUAGUACAGUUUGACCAUAUCUAGAAGGUCAAAUAUGUAAUUUCACUUUGACCAUGGAAGGUCAGAUGUACAGUCAAGUUAUUCUUUGUACAUAGGACACAAAGGCAUGCUUAAAAUAGAGGCCUAUCGUGAUCUCG
Molecule: messenger RNA, 1084 nt
Organism: Cynara cardunculus var. scolymus (artichoke)
Lineage: Eukaryota; Viridiplantae; Streptophyta; Magnoliopsida; Asterales; Asteraceae
Product: probable plastid-lipid-associated protein 4, chloroplastic
Exons: 6
Coding region: 26-793 (255 amino acids)
Source: RefSeq, a predicted model, not a curated record